GAAUUCAAAGCCACGAUGUGCAACAUACAGGCCUACAUAAAGCACCGCAGAGGCCAGCAUGACGCAGCCCUCGGAUGCUUACGGCAAGCCGAAGAGUUCAUCCAGCGAGAGCACGCUGACCAGGCAGAGGUCAGAAGCCUGGUCACCUGGGGAAACUACGCCUGGGUCUACUAUCACCUGGGAAGAUUCGCAGAAGCUCAGCUUUAUGUAGACAAAGUAAAACAAGUCUGCCAGAAGUUUUCCAGCCCCUACAGAAUUGAGAGUCCUGAGCUGGACUGUGAGGAAGGGUGGACACGGUUAAAGUGUGGAGGAAACCAAAACGAAAGGGCCAAGGUGUGUUUUGAGAAGGCUCUGCAGAAGAACCCCAAGAACCCAGAGUUCGCCUCUGGACUGGCCAUCGCGAGCUACCGGCUGGAUAACAAGCCACCAUCUCAGGAUCCCGUUAACCCUUUGAGGCAAGCCAUUCGGCUGAAUCCUGACAACCAGUAUGUCAAAGUCCUCCUGGCCCUGAAACUUCAAAAGAUGAAUAAAAAAGAUGAAGGAGAGAGAUUAGUUGAAGAAGCUUUGGAAAAAGCCCCAUUGGCCACGGAUGUGAUUCGAGGGGCAGCAAAGCUAUAUCGAAGAACAGGUGACUUGGACCAAGCUAUAGAACUCCUGAGAAAGGCUCUACAAUGCAUGCCCAACAACAUCUACCUGCAUUGCCAUAUUGGGUGCUGCUAUAGGGCCAAAGUCCUGGAGGUGGAGAAAAUGGGCGGGGAGAGGGAGGAAUUACAGAGACUAAUAAGACACGCUAUAGAUCAUUUAAAGAGAGCUGAUGAGAGUAAUGGAAAUUUCUUCCGUAUCAGCUCCUAUCUCGCCUGCCUCUAUGCACAAGUCGGCCAGUAUGAAGAAGCAGAGUAUUACUUUCAAAAAGAAUUCAGCAAAGAGCUUUCUCCUGUAGCCAAACAAGUGCUCCACCUGCGAUAUGGCAACUUUCAGCUGUUCCAGAGGAAGUGUGAAGACAAGGCCAUCCACCAUUUCAUAGAGGGUGUGAAAAUAAACCAGGGAUCAAAGGAGGGAGAAAAAAUGAGAAACAAACUGCAAAGAUUUGCCAAUAUCAAGCUCUCGAAAAACAGAGCGGAUCCUAAGGCUUUGCAUCUCUUGGCGUUCCUUCAGGAACUGAAUGAAGACAUGCAGCCAGCAGAGGAAUACUCUGAGAGGUGUUUGGAUUCUGGAAACCACAUCCCUUCAGCAUCUUUAGCUGAGGAAUGAGGAACUGGAAUGUGGAACCCACAGGGCUACUGCUAGAAGGGAGCUGAAA
Budorcas taxicolor (takin) is the source of this 1300-nucleotide messenger RNA. It is a transcript of the gene IFIT2, whose product is annotated as interferon induced protein with tetratricopeptide repeats 2. The record is from RefSeq and is a predicted model, not a curated record. Gene Ontology annotation, biological process: defense response to virus. The transcript has a single exon. NCBI's taxonomy places the organism in Eukaryota, Metazoa, Chordata, Mammalia, Artiodactyla, Bovidae. Gene Ontology annotation, cellular component: cytosol. The coding region runs from base 16 to 1251 and encodes 411 amino acids. Gene Ontology annotation, molecular function: identical protein binding.